AUAAUAUAUGAGUAUUUAGACUAUUUUCACACUAAUCCAUCCAAAACUUUUAGGAUUUCUUGGGAACCUCUCUUUCUCUCCCUUUUCUCUUCUGCUAGUUCAUCUGAAUUCAAUACUUUGACGCGAAAGUAUAAAUUUAUUCAAAUUGCAACAAUUUUAGUAGGGAGGUGAAGAUGGAAAGAGUAAGAUAUUGUGGAUAUGUUUUUACUACAGCAAUUUAUUGUUGUUUUAUGCUGAACUAUUUUGCAGUUGCUCAAAUUACUGAUACUUCUGAAGUAUCAGCUUUGGUAUCUAUAAAGAAUGGUUUGAUUGAUAAUAUGAAGUACCUGAAAGAUUGGGAGAAGGGUGAUCCAUGUACAUCUAACUGGACUGGAGUUCAUUGUUUCAACAAAGUUGGAGCCAAUGGAUACUUGCAUGUCAAGGAACUCCGUAUGAUGGCUAUGAAUCUUUCUGGAAAUUUAACACCUGAGCUUGGACAACUAUCUCAUCUUCAAUUUCUAAAUUUCAUGUGGAAUGACUUGACCGGGAGUAUACCGGAAGAAAUUGGAAACAUCAAGCCUUUGAAACUUCUGCUCUUGACUGGAAAUCGACUUUCAGGAUCUUUAUCUGAUCAGCUUGGGUAUCUCCCGAACCUGAGAAUAUUCCAGAUAGACGAGAACCAGAUAUCUGGAAGAAUUCCUAAAUCCUUUUCCAAUUUAAACAGUGUCCAACAUAUCCACUUCAACAACAACUCACUGAGUGGUCAAAUCCCUCCCGAGCUUUCCAAUUUGUCCACUCUGCUUCACAUGCUAAUAGACAACAAUAAUCUUUCAGGACACCUUCCUCCUGAGAUUUCAACACUCCCGCGUCUUCGAAUAAUACAACUUGAUAACAACAAUUUCAGCCAUUCCGAGAUUCCAGCUUCUUAUGGAAACAUGUCAUCAUUAGUGAAACUAAGUCUCAGAAAUUGCACGUUGCGAGGAUCCAUUCCUGAUCUUAGCAGAGUACAGAGUCUACACUAUCUUGAUCUUAGCUGGAAUGAACUGUCUGGAUCUAUACCACAGAAUAAGCUUUCCAACAAUAUGACAGCUAUUAUUCUGUCACACAAUCGUCUUGAUGGAUCUAUUCCGAAGAGUUUUUCGUCUCUUCCUUUGUUGCAGAAACUGUCAAUGGAUAACAACCUUUUGAAUGGUUCCUUUUCUACAGACAUUUGGCAAAACAAGUCUACGUCAACUUCGUCGCUGUUGAUAGAUCUUCGGAAUAAUUCACUUUCAGACAUUUUGGGUACUCUUGAACCUCCUCUGAAUGUCACUCUAAGGUUGCAGGGCAAUCCCGUCUGCAGAAAUGAGAAUGUAAGAAACAUCGUCAAGUUCUGUGGCUCUGAAGCUGGAACAGAUAAGACAAAUAACUCAGCAAGUGUACCUGGUGCUUGUCCUAUUCAUGCAUGCCCAAAGGAUAAUUAUUAUGAAUAUGUUCCAGCAUCACCUAUUCCUUGCACUUGUGCCUCACCUCUCAUAGUUGGAUGGCGGCUGAAAAGUCCUAGUUUUUCUUUCUUUGAUCCAUAUGUGCAUCAAUUUGAGCAGUAUAUGACUAGAGAUCUUAAUUUGGACCUUUACCAAAUGUUGAUCGAGUCAAAUUCUUGGGAAGAAGGACCUCGUCUCCGAAUGCAAUUGAAGCUUUUCCCAACAGUUGGGUUCAGUACAUUUAAUAGAAGUGAGGUCAUUCGUAUCAGCGACAUUCUGCAAUAUUGGGAAAUCUCUGUCGUUGACCUUUUUGGACCUUAUGAGCUCCUUAACUUCAUUCUGCUGGGACCUUAUUCCUACUUGAAUCCUGAUAUACAAGCUAAAAAUACAAGCAAAGGUCCUAUCAUAACUAUCAUUGUAGCAGGUGUUUUUUCUGCAUUUGUUUCAGCAAUUGUAACUGUGUUAAUCAAAAGACGACAUGCAAAAUACCGAAGCAUCCUAUCAAGGAAACGUCUAUCCGCAAAGCUCUCUAUAAAAUUGGAUGGCAUUAGAAGCUUUACUUUCAGAGAAAUGAGCUUGGCCACUAGCAACUUUGAUAACUCAAAUCAAGUUGGUGAAGGAGGAUAUGGGACUGUCUUUAAGGGAAUUUUAGCUGACAAAACAGUUGUUGCUAUCAAACGAGCAAAAGAAGGAUCAGUACAAGGGCAAAAGGAAUUUUUGACAGAGAUAUCUUUGUUAUCAAGGUUACAUCACCGGAAUCUAGUUUCAUUGCUAGGAUACUGUGAUGAAGAAGGAGAACAGAUGCUGGUUUAUGAAUUCAUGUGCAAUGGAACCUUGCGAAACUGGCUUUCUGUUAAUUGUAGAGGAACUUUGACAUUUGGUGCAAGAUUGGAGAUUGCGCUAGGUGCAGCAAAGGGCAUUCUUUACCUCCAUACAGAAGCUCAUCCACCAAUAUUCCAUAGGGACAUCAAAGCCAGCAAUAUCCUUCUUGACUCUAAAAUGACAGCUAAAGUUGCUGAUUUUGGAUUGUCUAGGCUUGCACCUGUCCAGGAUGAUGAAGGUGUACUACCAAAUCAUGUUUCAACUAUUGUGAAGGGAACACCUGGUUAUCUUGAUCCAGAAUAUUUUUUGACUCGUAAAUUGACAGAUAAAAGUGAUGUCUAUAGCCUUGGAGUUGUGUUUCUAGAAAUCUUAACCGGAAUGCGUCCAAUCUCACAUGGAAAAAACAUUGUUCGUGAGGUAAAUUUGGCUCAUGGCUCUGAGAAGAUGUUCUCAGUCAUGGACAGUACAAUGGGACCUUAUCCUUCCGAAUGUGUGGAAAAGUUUGUAGAUUUGGCCCUCAAGUGUUGCGAAGACAAACCAGAAGACAGACCUUCAAUGUUGGAUGUAGUCAGGGAGCUGGAGACUAUUCAGUCUAUUUUCAACAUGAUGCCAGACAUUGACACCGAUUCAGUAGAUUCUAAAGCCAAAUAUAACGAACCAAAGUCAUCAUCUUCAUUUACUGAUACUAGCAGAGAUGCGUUUUUAUCGUCCUCCAAUGUGUCGGGAUGUUACAGUAUCAGUGGCGUCAGUCUUACUAUGCCUCGCUAACAGAGUAGUUGCUCAUCUUUUGUACUAGAAAAAUUAGUAUGUAGAAUAGGGAGUUAUGCAAGAUAAGGCUACGUACAAUAGACCUUUGUAGUCGGACCCUUCCCCGAACCCUGUGCAUAACGGGAGCUCACCGGGCUGCCCUUUAAUAGGGAGUUAUAGCAUAUAGCUUCUGUUUUAUACAUGUAUUUCACGGAUUUGUAAACAAGAACCACUUUAUCAUAGCCUUCUGAGCUACGUUGCACAGACUCUUCACUUUUGAUGUCACACAAUGUCGGAUUCUCCAAAAGUCUCCAAAACUACACUAUUUUUGGAGAAUCCGACACGCACCCGUUGACAUUUUUGAAGAGUCCGAGCAACAUAGCUUCUGAGUUCUGACUAAUGUUGUAUCCACUCAAUUAUUGAGCUUUACUAGAAGAGAGGCAGCUUCUCAUUAGGAUUUGUACAUGUACUAGUACUAACCAUUAGGGUAGACGGUCUACAUCACACCAAAAGAGAUGUGACCCUUCCUCGGACCCGUUUGUGCACCAGACGCUGCCCUUUUUUGGGGUACUAGUACAGUAUAUGUUUAUGCUUUCACAAUCCAAAAAUUGGGUUGUUAACAUGGCAUCAUCAAACAAUAGGUACUGCUAUUUGU
Solanum dulcamara is the source of this 3666-nucleotide messenger RNA. RefSeq names its product probable LRR receptor-like serine/threonine-protein kinase At1g06840. Bases 174 to 3032 code for a protein of 952 amino acids. Gene Ontology annotation, molecular function: protein kinase activity; ATP binding; protein binding. Gene Ontology annotation, biological process: protein phosphorylation. NCBI's taxonomy places the organism in Eukaryota, Viridiplantae, Streptophyta, Magnoliopsida, Solanales, Solanaceae. The transcript is spliced from 21 exons. The record is from RefSeq and is a predicted model, not a curated record.